AUGGGAGGAGGACAAUUCAAACAGCGCCUGACGCAUGGCGUUCAGGUGUGCGACUACGCGCUCGUCUACGCGGAGAAGAAGAACGACGGCGAAGCGCCGUACUCGGUCUCCUUCACCGCGACGCAGAGCGGCGACGUCAUCGUACAGCUGCACCCGCACUCGCAGCUCGAGCGCGCUGGCCGCGGUGCCAGGGGCCGUGCCGAUGCUGGACCCCGUCUCGUUGACAAGAACGCGCUGUCCGCGCGCGGCAGCGGGCCCUCGCGCCAGUCGCGCUCGCCGUCGCCCGACUCUCCGCCCGCCAAGCGGGCCGCCUCCGCUGACUCGUCCGGCUAUGAAACCGAUACGCCGGACGAGGUGCAGCAGGAGGCGGUCCGCAGGGUAUGCGGCGCGCUCGGCAUGAGGGAGCAGUUUGAGGCGGCGAUGGCGGCGGGCGAGCUGCUCGAGAUGCUCGAGAGCUUGCCGCGAGGGGCGGUCGAGGCCUCUGUCCGACAGAUGCGGGGUUACAACCGCACGGGCGAGUGGCCAGAGCCCAUUCUCACCAGCCCUGCCCCGCAGCGCGGCCGCUCGCCAAGCCCCGUCGAUGAGUGGUCAGAUGGAUUUUGGAAGGACGCGUGCCUGCUGAUGAAUUUCUUUUUUCUGUGCACGGAGCUAACCUCCAGACUACUGUCUGCGCCGCGACUACUGUCGACGAUCGCCCGCGACUACGACGUUGUUGUCUGCGGCGGUGGCGUCAUCGGCGCCUCGGUGGCCUACCACACAAUCUUGGCCGACCCUCGUCUGCGGGUCUGCGUGGUCGAGAGGGAUGUGCGCUACACGCACGCGAGCGCGAUGCUCUCGGCCGGCGGCAUCCGGCAGCAGUUCUCACUGCCUGCCAACAUCCAGCUCUCGCUCUACGGCCUCGACUUUCUCCGGCGCGCCGCCUCGGACCUGUGCGUGCCGGGAGAGGAGCCGCCCGACCUGCAGUUCAAGGAGCAGGGCUACCUGUUCCUCGCGAGCGAGCAGGGCGAGGCGACGCUGCGGCGCAACCACGCCACCCAGCGCGCCGAGGGCGUCGACUGGAUGCGCCUGCUCGACCCAGACGAGCUCGCGACUCGCUUCCCUUGGAUGGACGUGGGCGGCGUGGCGCUCGGCUGCCUCGGCGAGCACUCGGAGGGGUGGUUCGACCCGUGGGCGCUGCUCACCGCCCUGCGCUCGAAGGCGCGGUCCCUCGGCGUCACCUUCCACGCGGGCGAGGUCACUGGCUUCGAUCUCGAGCGCACCGCGCCAGGUGCGAUUCGUGCCGUCCGCGUCGCCGACGCUGAGGGCGGCUCAUCGCUCCUUGGCGCCCGCGAGGUGGUGAACGCGGCGGGGGCCUUCGCCGGCCAGCUGGUCGGGCUGUGCGGCGCCGGGGUGGCCCCUCUCCCCGUCGCCGCGCGCAAGCGCGCUUUGAUCCCAAUCACGACACAUGUGUGA
Molecule: messenger RNA, 1452 nt
Organism: Emiliania huxleyi CCMP1516
Lineage: Eukaryota; Haptophyta; Isochrysidales; Noelaerhabdaceae
Product: FAD-dependent oxidoreductase domain-containing protein
Exons: 5
Coding region: 1-1452 (483 amino acids)
Cellular component (GO): cytoplasm
Molecular function (GO): oxidoreductase activity
Source: RefSeq, a predicted model, not a curated record